UAUAGUUAUGGUAGGUACCACUGUGUGCUCUGCAAUCAACAACUGAACUGGAAGAAUCCGUUCCUCUUGUUCGAAUCGACAAUCUGAAGCAAAACAAACAAACACGAUCAAAGGAGAGAGAGAGAGAGAGAGAGCUCAUGGAUUGCCUUUACAAGGACCCUAACGCCCCUAUCGAAUCCAGAAUCCAAGACUUGCUCUCUCGGAUGACCUUGCAAGAGAAGAUCGGCCAGAUGACUCAAAUCGACCGUCGCGUCGCCUCUCCUUCCGCCAUCCGUCACCUCUCCAUUGGGAGUGUUCUCAGCGCCGGCGGUGGCGGGCCGUUCGAGAAAGCGACGACGUCGGAUUGGAUUAACAUGACCGACGGAUUCCAGCAGGCCGCGUUGCGGUCUCGUCUAGGGAUUCCACUGCUCUACGGCACUGACGCUGUUCACGGUAACAGCAACGUGUACGGCGCCACUGUGUUUCCUCACAACGUCGGCCUCGGAGCCAGCAGGGAUGCGGAAUUGGUUCGGAGGAUUGGGGUUGCGACAGCUCUUGAAGUUAGGGCUUGUGGCGCUCAGUUCACUUUUGCGCCUUGUGUAGCUGUAUGUAAAGAUCCCAGAUGGGGAAGAUGUUACGAGAGCUACAGUGAAGAUACUGAGAUUGUUAGAAAGAUGACUUCAAUAGUUACAGGUUUGCAAGGACAGCCACCCCAAGGACAUCCAAAGGGAUACCCAUUUGUAGCUGGAAGAGAGAAUAUUGUCGCAUGUGCCAAGCAUUUUGUUGGAGACGGGGGGACAAACAAAGGUACUAAUGAGGGCAAUACAGUUGCAUCGUAUGAUGAGUUGGAGAGAAUCCAUAUGGCACCUUAUCUGAACUGUAUUUCUCGGGGAGUUUGCACUAUCAUGGCCUCCUACUCUAGCUGGAAUGGGAGGCAACUGCACUCUGACCAUUUUCUCCUAACACAAGUUCUCAAAGAAAAACUGGGAUUCAAGGGUUUUGUCAUUUCCGACUCCGAAGCACUUGAUCGACUUUCUCAUCCAUAUGGUUCUAACUAUCGAAAUUCCGUCUUGUUAUCCAUCAAUGCUGGAAUUGACAUGGUGAUGGUGCCUUUUAGGUAUAAACUAUUCAUUGAGGAUUUGACAUAUCUAGUGGAAUCGGGAAAGAUACCUAUUGCCAGAAUUGAUGAUGCUGUAGAACGGAUCCUGCAAGUGAAGUUCGUUGCUGGAGUUUUUGAAUAUCCCCUGACUGAUAGAUCUUUGCUAGAUACAGUUGGUUGCAAGCUGCAUAGAGAACUUGCUCGUGAGGCGGUUCGCAAGUCCUUGGUUUUGUUAAAGAAUGGAAAGGAUCCAAGGAAACCGUUUCUUCCUUUAAAUAGGAAUGCUGUAAGAAUUCUUGUUGCUGGAACCCAUGCUGAUAAUCUUGGAUAUCAGUGUGGGGGUUGGACAGCUACUUGGAAUGGAGCCAGCGGCAGAAUAACUAUUGGCACAACUAUUUUGGAAGCUCUUAAAGCAGCAGUGGGAGAAAAAACCAAAUUGGUGUACGAGCAAUGCCCAUCAGCUGACACCUUUGCAACUCAAGAAUUCUCUUUUGCCAUUGUAGCCGUUGGUGAGGAACCAUAUGCUGAAACUGCGGGCGACAAUUCGGAGCUCACAAUCCCUUUUAAUGGAACUGAACUCAUUAGUUCAGUUGCGGACAAAGUUCCCACAUUGGUGAUUCUAAUCUCUGGAAGGCCAUUAGUUUUAGAGCCAUGGCUCUUGGAAAAGAUAGAUGGCCUGGUAGCCGCUUGGUUGCCCGGGAGCGAGGGAGAGGGAAUUACAGAUGUUCUCUUUGGAGAUUAUGAGUUCCAAGGAAGACUCCCUAUGACAUGGUUUAAAAGGGUUGAACAACUGCCAAUGCAUUCGGGGGAGAACUCCAAUGACCCUUUAUUUCCCUUUGGCUUUGGGUUAACAAGCAAUAACCAAAAGCUUUCUGAGUGAUCAGUCAUGUGAUGCACAGCUGGCUGAAGGUCUAAGUUCCUUAAUCCAAUGACGGAAGGCAGAGAUGGGCCAGCAAUUAUCCAAAUUUCCCACUUGCUGCAUGUGCAUGGAACUUGGCUUAAGAUGGAUAUGAGUCUCGAAGGGAUUAACUUCUUGGCAAAUUAUCCUUAAGGUUGUAUCCCUCCCUAAUACACAGUUGUUUCAGUUGAUAACUUCUUGUAAUUUGGAAGGUAUGCCUUCUACUUCUUUGUCUUUCCAUAAUGUUUGUUCUCCAAUAAAAUUUCAGAUUACCUAAAAGCAAAGCAAAAGGUAACCUAAAUUAUUGAACCCAUGUCAAAGAAAGUAGCAAUAUGUGAUAAGUAUCAAUACAGUUGCAUUAUUAAAUGAUCAUACCUCCACUCGAUCGUCCUUUCUCAUUUGAAUGCUGCCUUAUAAGUACCCAACUAUUGGUUAUCUGUCUCUAAGGACCUAUUUAGUGAAUUGGUGGCUUUCAGAUAUAUACUCCAUUUUCUGCUUCCGUCCUUGUGUUCUUUAACCCUUUAUGUUGCAGAUUUACUGUGGCUUAUUAUGCCUUUGUGUGUGUUUUUUUGGUUCUUUAUGAAAUUUAUGCCAGUUUGUUUGAGGCAGCUUCUGCUUCCUCAUAUAGUAGUUAGUAUAAUAGCUCAAAUAAGUAGGGAAAAGAAUCAGUAAAUCGGAAGCUUCAUUUUGAUGCUUUUGGCUUCUGCUUGUAGCAUAAUAAGCUUUUGUUAAAUCUAAGGUACAACAAGCACUGAUUGAAUCUCCCACCAGACAUCAAUACUGUACACAUACACACACAAGGGGAGAAGAAUCGGAAUAUUGUUUGCAAUAGCGAGGGGCCGGAACAAGUUAGCCGAAAGCGUUACCCCUGAUAUUGCAUGUGGUUGAAAUUACUACUGGUUAAUGUGUGGAUUGAGUUGAGAAUAAAGUGGGGAAGGUGCUUUACUCUGCAACUUGCUGGCAUAAAGGCUUUUCUGCUUUUGAAAAAGAGAGUGGGUUGGAUUUGUCACUUCCUACACAAAAAGCUAAAUGAAAAUGACCAUAUAUUUCUUGCUGUUGCCCUUGGAAUUCUUUGCUUAAGGGGUGGGGACUGAAUAUACCAUAUGCAAAGUGACAAGGGCGGUUACUGGGGAUGUCAAAGAAAGUUGCAGGAGAAAAGUGAACACAGCAGGGAAAAAGAGGUGGAAACAGCACAAGUACAAAUUGGUGAAAUCUGUUGUUACUUUUUUGUCAUUUUUAGCUUGGACAUCUACUCUAUGACUCUCUUGACCUACCCAUGACCACCAUGGGUUGAAACUGUACUGGUUGAAUGCAUGAGUCAUGAUCAACAAGGAGGAAAAACAAAAAACCAGUUGAAUUUGGUGAAAUGGAGACAGUGGAGGACUAUGUCAUCAUGUAAUUGUGGGACCAAGCUCCCAUCCAGUGUUGUUACCGUCCACUCCGGUCCAGUUUGGUCCUUGGUGGGCCCCUAUUAAGAUUGAUCAGAAUCGUUGUUCAUUUUGUAGAGCUCGUCGAUUAAAAUGAAUGUGAGAAAGAGUAGCUUGAUCGAACAUCGAUAGCUACGUGAAUGGAACAGAUUUGGGCAAGAAAAAAUGGAGGAUAGUUGCAAAUCCUAUUUUCUCAUGUCAUUUUUCCUCACAUAAAUCUUCUUCUUCUUUUUCAUAUAUCUCUCGAUGUUCGAUCAAUCUAUUUUUUUUUUUUCAGGUAUAAACUUGACCUGGAGGGUAAUGACACUGGGUAGGAGCUUGCUCCGUACUUGUAUGCAUCUGGUGUGCAUGUCGAUCUCGAGAGAGAGAGAGAGAGAGACCUAAAUUGAUGGGUCGUACAAAAGCAAGUGUGUUUGCAAUUCAUUAACUUAGAAGAAUUAUUGGCAAAUUAUAAUUGCUUUAUUGACUACUUAGGUAAUUAAUCAUCAUUCAAUUAUGCACUCCAUUGGACGUAUGAUUUAUAACAAAA
Messenger RNA from Rhododendron vialii, 3932 nucleotides. RefSeq lists its product as uncharacterized. Gene Ontology annotation, molecular function: beta-glucosidase activity. The transcript is spliced from 10 exons. Gene Ontology annotation, biological process: glucan catabolic process. The record is from RefSeq and is a predicted model, not a curated record. The coding region runs from base 138 to 1958 and encodes 606 amino acids. NCBI's taxonomy places the organism in Eukaryota, Viridiplantae, Streptophyta, Magnoliopsida, Ericales, Ericaceae.